CCUACCUUCUCUUUUGACACCACAAGUUUGUAUCUCCUCCGACGGCCGGCGACGUUUCUUCUCCCAAACCAACUCUCCCCUGAAAAUGGCCUCCUCCCUUUUCUCUUUCAACACCUCUUUCUCUACCAAACCCGAUUCUCUCUUCCACCGCUCCGCUCGCCGGAACUCUUCCUCUCCUUUCACCGUCGUCUGUUCCUCCGCCACUUCCGACUCUGCCGCCUCCCCUGUUCUCCACUCAUCUCCGCCCCUCGGACACCAGUUCGCUUCUGCCAAUAUUCAGGACGAUUCUCAUCGCCGUUGUUCCGUAGCCGUUGACGUCGGCCAUAAUUUCUCGGCGAAGUAUGUGCCGUUUGGUUCUGGCUAUGAUUCCUCCGAGUGGUACUCGCUCGACGAAAUUGUUUAUCGGAGCCGGUCCGGCGGGCUUCUCGAUGUUCAGCACAACAUGGAAGCGUUGAAGAAAUUCGACGGAGCGUAUUGGCGAAAUCUGUUCGAUUCGCGCGUGGGGAAGACGACCUGGCCGUACGGGUCCGGCGUUUGGAGCAAGAAAGAGUGGGUACUGCCGGAGAUUGAUUCCAGCGACAUCGUCAGCGCCUUCGAAGGAAAUUCGAAUCUCUUCUGGGCGGAGCGUUUUGGGAAACAGUUUCUAGGUAUGAAUGAUCUAUGGGUCAAACAUUGCGGGAUUAGCCACACCGGUAGUUUCAAAGACCUUGGAAUGACUGUUUUGGUCAGCCAAGUCAAUCGCCUCCGGAAAAUGAACCGCCCUGUCUUCGGCGUCGGCUGCGCCUCAACUGGAGACACCUCCGCCGCUCUCUCCGCCUACUGCGCUGCCGCAGGAAUUCCAUCCAUUGUCUUCCUCCCAGCCGAUAAAAUUUCCAUCGCGCAAUUAGUUCAGCCAAUUGCAAACGGCGCUUUCGUCUUAAGCAUGGAUACCGACUUCGACGGCUGUAUGAAACUAAUCCGUGAAGUCACGGCGGAGCUUCCGAUUUACCUGGCGAAUUCUCUCAACAGUUUGAGACUGGAAGGGCAAAAGACGGCGGCCAUUGAAAUCCUUCAACAGUUCGACUGGGAAGUGCCAGAUUGGGUAAUCAUACCAGGCGGAAACCUAGGGAAUAUAUAUGCAUUUUACAAAGGCUUUCAAAUGUGCAAAGAAUUAGGUCUCGUCGACAAGAUUCCACGCCUGGUUUGUGCUCAAGCGGCAAAUGCAAAUCCGCUUUACUUGUAUUACAAAUCUGGUUGGAAAGAGUUCUCGCCAUUGAAGGCGACCACGACUUUUGCUUCUGCAAUACAGAUUGGGGAUCCAGUUUCCAUUGACAGAGCUGUGUUCGCUCUGAAAAACUCCGGCGGAAUUGUGGAAGAAGCGACGGAAGAGGAACUAAUGGACGCCACGGCUCAGGCUGAUUCGACGGGGAUGUUCAUUUGCCCUCACACAGGGGUUGCAUUAACAGCUCUGAUUAAGCUGAGAAACCGCGGCGUCAUCGGAGCGAGUGACCGGACGGUGGUGGUAAGCACUGCUCAUGGUCUGAAAUUCACUCAAUCCAAGAUCGAUUACCACUCGCGAGCAAUCCCGGGGAUGGAAUGCCGAUAUGCAAACCCGCCGGUGGAAGUGAAAGCGGAAGUUGGGGCUGUUAUGGAUGUUCUUAAGGAACAUCUGUUGAAGAAGACUCCUAAAUUUGAGUCAUAGGCAUUUAUUUGGAGAAGCGCCAUUAAUUAAUGAAUGUGCAGUGGAGCUUCGUCUUCAAGGUAUCGAAGACUCUGUUUUUUGACCGUCUAGCUGUUGUUGUUGUUGAAUAUUUGUGAUGAACAUACAGUGUACCAACUGAGCUUUUGCCGUUUCUCCAAAGUUUGUGUGUAUACUUGUUUCUUUCUUUUGUUUGAUUAUUUGUGUCAUGGUAUUUUGACGUUUGACGGACACAAUAUGCCCGGUGAUCGCGUUUCCGAUAGAAAUUAUUCAACUUCCUUCAA
Benincasa hispida (wax gourd) is the source of this 1962-nucleotide messenger RNA. RefSeq names its product threonine synthase, chloroplastic-like. The record is from RefSeq and is a predicted model, not a curated record. Lineage: Eukaryota; Viridiplantae; Streptophyta; Magnoliopsida; Cucurbitales; Cucurbitaceae. Gene Ontology annotation, molecular function: pyridoxal phosphate binding. Gene Ontology annotation, biological process: amino acid metabolic process.